This is a messenger RNA of Lampris incognitus (smalleye Pacific opah), 1072 nucleotides long. Its product is annotated as vesicle-trafficking protein SEC22c-like. The transcript has 5 exons. NCBI's taxonomy places the organism in Eukaryota, Metazoa, Chordata, Actinopteri, Lampriformes, Lampridae. Gene Ontology annotation, biological process: endoplasmic reticulum to Golgi vesicle-mediated transport. Bases 1 to 573 code for a protein of 190 amino acids. The record is from RefSeq and is a predicted model, not a curated record.
AUGACAGACGGCGCCAUUCAGAAGCUGAAGCAACAAUACAACAAGAGUGGUGGCCCGGCUCUGGAGGUCACAUUAGCUGAAGUCCAGGAGGACCUCAAACUCAACCCUCCACAAGUUCUGACCUUGGAGGAGGUAGAGCUUACCAACGGGGCAGCUAAUGGACAUAUGAAGGACUCUCCUGGAUCUGGUCAGAAUGUGAGACUUGAACCGGUGACGGCUCCAGGAAUCCUCUCCCUGGUCCUGAAUAUCUUGUGUGCGUCAUUAAACCUCAUCCGGGGUGUCCAUCUCAUAGAGUACACAUUCCAGGAUGACUAUGAAGGAGUGUGGAGUGUUGUGGCAUUUCUACUGGCGUUUAUCUGCUGCGUGUUUCAGUGCCAACUGUACCUGCUCCACUCAUCCCUGAAGAGGUUCAAGUCCUUCACGUUGCUGAGCCUGAUUGUCUUAUGCAACGCCUACCUGUUUGGCCUGAGGAACACAUGGCAGUUGCUCUUCCACAUCUCCGUCGCUUCCCUCUCCACCCUCCUCAUCCUCUCUCGCAAACUCCAGGACAGAAUCAGUGACUGCGGGGUCUGAGGAACGGAGGGGGACAGUUUAGUGUGUUGCACCACGCCCACGUCUGCCUCUCAGGUGUUUGCUGCAGGUAAGGAAGGACAGAAAGCAGUCGUCUUUGCCCACAUGAGGACAUUUGAAGAAGCCCAGUGGAAAUUUAUAAGCUAAAACGUUAACGGCUUGCCAUUAUUGACCUAAAGCGAUAUUUUUUUACAGGAAGUGGUUGCGCUUUACGUACGCCGUUUCUAAGACUUUGCAAGAGGACAGACCAAAAUGCAAUUCUGCUUAUACUCUCAUGAAUAAGACCCAUUUUCAUGGCAAAGGAUAAAAUGAAGGAUACAGUGGAAGUAAUCUCUAUUUUGGAAGGAAGUGUUGGUCUGACAAGAAUGAUGGGAAAUCUUUUCCAGAGUCGCCGCGCUCGACAAAGUUAACCCGUCAGUCGUUUUUAACCGGAUUUUAAAGGAAGUUCCUCGCCAAGCUUCCUUGUUACUGACUUUGGGACCCGAUUAACGCUGCUGAUGAU